AUGGAUGUACAAUCAGCAGCUCACAACAGAGGAGACCUUGCGUUCCAAUCGUCGCAUUCGUCGUCGGCCCAGAGUCCAAGGAGUGGUGGUGGUGGGAGCACAGCAUCGAUGUCGAUGUCAUUACCAAUACGGUUGGAGCCGAGAAUGAACGCCGGAUCCAGCCAUGCUGCCAGUACAGGCUGUGGAAGUACGCCGACGAGGAGAGCUCGGUCGUCGUCGAAGGUGUUUGGGAAGGGGAACCCGUUGGUGUCGACGUCAACGCAGACUGUUGAUCUUCCAAAGAGAGAUCAUUUUGCACAUAUCCUUGUGUUUGUAUCGUUGAACGAGACGUUUGAUAAGAAGACGUUGACGAUUCCACAGUAUCCGCAAGUAUUGAAGUUGGGAAGACCGAACAAUGCUCAAAAGUCUCCCAGUAUGUAUAACGGCUACUUCGAUUCCCGUGUCAUUUCGAGAGAGCAUGCUGAGUUGUACUGGAAGGACGGCAAGGUGUAUCUGAAGGAUUGUCGAAGUGCUAACGGGACCUUCAUCAACGGCCAGAAGAUUGUGGAUGAGGUUGAAUUGCACAAGGCGGACAGUGUUGAUUUGGGAAUCGACAUCGAUAACGAGACCAACAACAAGAAUCAACUCCACAGGAAGAUCAGUUGUAAAGUGGAAACGAUACUCACAGUGCCCUUGGAAUCCACUACUGACUUGGACAGAGUACUGAAGGAGAUCUCAGGAGGCGAAGAUCCCAGUGUACCUCAUAAGUCCAUCGUUGAUAAGAUGGACUCCUUUGAUGCUGCGGUGUUUGGAGACGUGACUCGUGAUCUCGAGGAAGUUGCCCUUGGUGCCAAUCAUGACUUCCUAUCGGGGAUCUUUGUCAACAACAAUAUAGGCACGAGCUCGAACUUGAUCCACUCGAUAAGGCUGUUGAUUGCCCAAUUGCACAAAGAAAAGAUGAACAACUUGAAGUUGGCCAGUAUUCAAGGGUUUUUGGCAGAUUAUGAACGUCAUUUGCACAAAUCCAAAGAAGAUAGUAUUAACUUGGGCACUCUGGAGAAGAAGGUUCAUAAACUGAAGGAUAAAUUGGAGACGUAUCAACGUGAUAAUGUUGAGCUGGGCAAAACGGUGGGUUUGCAAUCAGAUAAACUUGAAGAGCUCAAAUCUUUGGUUCAGGAGAAGGACAUGCGCAUCCAUGAUCUAAAUUCCAUUAAGAAGCGAGAAGUCGAUGUGUAUUUGGAUAGAAUCGAACAAUUGCAAGGGCUAUUGGAUUCCAAGAAUAAGGAGUUAGACGAUGUUAAACAAUCUAUGGGGUUACAGAUUGAUGAACAAACAACUAAAUUGAACCAACUCGAAUUGAGUUUAAAGGAGAAAGACUCCAAGAACAAAUUGCUCCAAGAGGAGUUGAAACUGACUUCUUCACAACAGGUUUGGCAAAGAAGAGUCCUUGGUGAUAUGGUACACCUUGGAAUUACAGUUGGCUCUCUUGUGAUAUUAACAUCUAUUGUUUUGAAGUUCCUUUAA
Williopsis jadinii is the source of this 1503-nucleotide messenger RNA. RefSeq lists its product as uncharacterized. Bases 1 to 1503 code for a protein of 500 amino acids. NCBI's taxonomy places the organism in Eukaryota, Fungi, Ascomycota, Saccharomycetes, Phaffomycetales, Wickerhamomycetaceae. The record is from RefSeq and is a predicted model, not a curated record. The transcript has a single exon. Gene Ontology annotation, molecular function: protein binding.